CAUUCGGCGGCGAGGAGGCAGAGCAAAAGCUUCUUCCUUGAGACACACCAAUAUCUUGUGACUAUUGAUCGCCUUCGAUUUUUAUAUGUCGUCAGUUGAACGCCCUUAGAACGGGUUCAUUUUGUGCGGAUAUUUUAAAUAAGGGAGAUAACUCUAGAAGAGAACCUUCCCUCCAAAGUAUGUGGGCGUUAUAGUACAAGUUAUAGGCGUAUUUGGGUGGAGCGGUUUUUCUUGUCGGCUAGUUCAAAGUACUGACGUCUAGUUAGUCUGAAGUGAGAUCGAUGGCGAACGCUUGACAAACGACACGUUGCUGACGUCGCACCUGCGCGACUCGCCGCUAAUCCAAAGUCGCGGCUACAAUGCGGCGGAAAAGCACUCUCAAAUGCGAGCUUUUCGCCACACCUGCCCCUGGCCUCAAUUGAUCCAAGUUGGCGGAGUGAUCUUCACCCGAUUUUCGUCCUUAUCAUCAUUAUGUUUCGAUUGCCCUUUCGCCAGAUGGCAGCACGAAACUUUGCAAACAAUGACCGCACCUGGUUUGUUGAUGAAAGUUGCAGCUAUUCUCUAUAGCGUAUAAGCGAGCCUAUAUAGCCGCGAGUGGCUACACCAUCAAGAGAACAAAAGCCUCGCUAGAUUGCUGUUUACCUGGCAAACACGUCCUCGUCACAUUUUGCACUGAAGCGCCAAAAGCCUCGCUAUCGUGAGACUGUGUGCGGGCGAAUGUUGUUCGAUUUUUGUCCGUAUUUUUUCUAUCGCUUCCACUUUAUAUUUUCUUUUUGAGUAUAGCCUACGCGCGAAUAAAAAUUGCACGCUCGCGCGCAUCAUUAUUACGAGCAUAUUGAGAUAAGUCGUUUCAUUGUUAAAACGCCUUUGAUCUUGAACCGACGCGGAUUUAGCAGCCGACUAGGAAUGUAUGAGGGAUGGAAACGCUUUUCGUGCCAUUCCUUAUUCAUAUCAGUUAUAUUAUCGCCAUUGUCUUCGCAGGCGAAUACAUAAUAGCAAGUAAUAUUAAGGUUCCGUCCUGAUAAGCUGCUAUUGGCCAACAAAGAUGGUCAACUAAGAUUUAGAUUUUUUUCAAAUGUUCUUUUUCAAAAGGAAAGAGAAAUGCAGUACGUUAAAAUAAGCUUCUCAUUGGUUGGGAGGAGCAUAGUUUCUGGUCAGUGAUUGGCUACCUUGUUUACAGGAAGUGUAAGGCGGAGUCUAUGACGUUUGAAUGGCGCUUCGCCUUGUGUCGCGGCAAAUAACGUUCGGACUUCGAAGAGACAACGUGGCUUAUCUCGGACUUUGAAAGACUUUUUAUCUAGGCCUAUAGAAUGCUGACGGCAAAGCCGACCUAUGAAAGUUCGACAGGCGCUUCGAAUACACUCACGUAUUCCUCAUAUUCUCCUAUGUCUACGCCGAACCUUACUCCUAUGAGUGCACCAAUGCCGCCCUCUAUGUCUUAUCAUGGUCAGGCACCAAUGGGUGCCAUGGGAGGUAUGAACUCGAUGUGCGGUAUGACCGGUAUGAGCAGCAUGGGAAUGAUGAGCGGAGGAAUGGCUUCACCGAUGAACGGCUCGUUUGGAGCGUCUCCCUCAGCUCCAGGCUCAAUGAUGGCUCCUCAACCGGGUAGUAUGUCACCCAUGAGCAUGGAACGCAUGCAGGCGCUAAAUAGGGCACGCGAGAAGACUUAUCGCCGAUCCUAUACUCACGCAAAACCGCCAUACUCCUAUAUCUCGCUCAUAACUAUGGCUAUUCAACAAAGUCACAAUAAAAUGUGUACCUUGAGCGAAAUUUAUCAGUUUAUAAUGGAUCUGUUUCCUUUCUACCGUCAAAACCAGCAACGUUGGCAGAACUCGAUCAGGCACUCGCUCUCAUUUAAUGACUGUUUUGUCAAAGUUCCACGUUCUCCCGAUAGGCCGGGAAAAGGGUCAUACUGGACUCUCCACCCGGAUUCGGGUAAUAUGUUUGAAAACGGAUGUUACUUACGUCGGCAAAAACGCUUUAAAGACCCAAAAAAAGAGGCUCUCAGACAAGCGCAACGCGCAUCGGGCGUCGAUGAACACGGAAAUCCUUUACCGGACGACGAAGAUGACAAUCACGACGGUGGCGAACACUCUUCGCCGGAAAAAGAUGAUUGUGAAUCAGGAGGACCGGGGCCGCAAACUCAUCAGCCGCAUCAACAACUGCAGCCAAAUAAUAGCGCCGUUCACGACGGCUAUUUAAUGGGAUCGACUCUACACGAUCUAGCCGGAGAUGGACCUACUGGACAACCAAUGCAAGGUAAUCCCGAAUGUGGUGUAGCAACAAAACAGGAACCUCCCUCUGUAACUUCACCACACGAUACAGAUCUCGCUCUACGUCAACAAAUGGUCUCCAUGUCGGAGCUUCAGCAUCCGGGCAUGUUGAACGCCUUUAAUCACCCAUUUUCGAUAACGAACAUUAUUUCGUCUGCUGAACAAGCCAAAUUAGACCUGCGAAUGUACGACAUGCAAGCGUAUCAUCCGUCGAAUUACGCCCCAAACGCUUCAACAGCAGGUCCAAUAACGAAGGAUUGUUUAGGAAAUGGCCAGAACGUCUCCCCCAUGCACGAUUAUUAUAAAUCAUACGCCGGUCCGCAACCUCUCUAGGAAGAAUGGCGAAUAGAACUGCUUCUCUCGUCUGUGAUGUUCUCUCGCUGGCGCAACAUUGGCGGUAAUCUCGAAAAAAUUUUUUGUAUACACUUUUUUUUCUAUUAAUAUUAUAUAAAUAAUAAUUGCAUGCAUGUGUGCAGGCGCGCUGUCGUGUAUAUAUAUUUCACCUGUAUUCAUAUAUUUAUACAUAUGUAUAUACAUACAUAUAAAUACGGAUAAUGAGACUAACCCAUACGUAUUUAUAUGUAUUCUAUACAUAAUAUAAAUAUCUAUGUAUAGAUUGUAAGAAAAUUGAUAAUGUCGAUCUAGUUACCUAAAUUUUGUGGUUACUUCGACGACAUACUUCGUAAUCAUUCCAAAAAGACCAGUCAAUUUUUUAAAUAUAUAUAUAUAUAUAUGCAGUACAUAUAUUUAGUAUAUAGAUAUCUAUAUGUAUAUAUAUAUAAACUAAUAUAUAUAUAUAUAUGUAU
Molecule: messenger RNA, 3079 nt
Organism: Dimorphilus gyrociliatus
Lineage: Eukaryota; Metazoa; Annelida; Polychaeta; Dinophilidae
Source: the annotation of a GenBank genome assembly